Vitis vinifera (wine grape) is the source of this 4020-nucleotide messenger RNA. RefSeq names its product disease resistance protein RUN1. The transcript is spliced from 5 exons. The record is from RefSeq and is a predicted model, not a curated record. Gene Ontology annotation, molecular function: ADP binding; protein binding. The coding region runs from base 144 to 3437 and encodes 1097 amino acids. Gene Ontology annotation, biological process: signal transduction; defense response. Lineage: Eukaryota; Viridiplantae; Streptophyta; Magnoliopsida; Vitales; Vitaceae.
CAAGGACCCUUUGUCUUCGAUGAUCUCACUGGCAUUUAAUUUACUUGUUGCAGAAACUGCCUGUUCCUUACACUCUGCGAGUUUUGCUCAGACUUGACUUUCACAACUCAAAUUUCAGAAUCCAUCUUCUCUGCCGCCUCGUAAUGGCUGAUCCUUCUUUCCAACGGAGCUAUGAUGUGUUCCUGAGCUUUAGAGGAGAAGACACCCGCAAUAGCUUCACUGCCCAUCUCUAUAAGGAGCUACGCACCAAAGGAAUCAACACGUUCAUUGACGAUGACAAGCUUGAGAGGGGUGAUGUCAUUUCUUCUGCGCUUGUUGCGGCUAUUCAAAACUCCAAGUUUUCUCUCGUUGUUUUGUCAGAAAAUUAUGCAUCUUCCGGGUGGUGUUUGGAGGAGCUGGUGAAGAUUCUAGAGUGCAUGAGAACCAUGGGACAGAGGGUUCUCCCCAUUUUCUACGAUGUGGAUCCCUCGCAUGUAAGACAGCACAACGGAAAAUUUGGAGAAGCACUGGCUAAACAUGAAGAAAAUUUGAGAACUAUGGAGAGGGUGCCGAUUUGGAGGGAUGCUCUCACUCAAGUUGCCAAUUUAUCCGGUUGGGAUUCCAGGAAUAAGCAUGAGCCUAUGCUUAUCAAGGGAAUUGCCACUUAUAUUUGGAAUAAAUUGUUUAGUAGAUCCUCAAAUUAUGCUGAUCAGAACCUAGUUGGAAUAGAAUCUAGCAUACGAGAAAUAAAAUCCCUGCUAUUUACCGAGUCUCUAGAUGUUCGCAUGGUGGGGAUUUGGGGCAUGGGCGGCAUAGGUAAAACAACCCUUGCCAGAGCUGUUUAUAACCAAAUCUCUCAUCAAUUUGAAGCUUGCUGCUUUCUUGAAAAUGUCAGUGAUUAUUUGGAAAAGCAAGAUUUCCUUAGCUUGCAAAAGAAAUAUCUUUCUCAACUAUUGGAAGAUGAAAAUCUAAAUACAAAAGGAUGCAUCUCUAUAAAGGCUUUGCUUUGUUCUAAAAAGGUUCUCAUUGUCAUUGAUGAUGUGAACAAUUCAAAAAUAUUAGAAGACUUGAUUGGGAAGCAUGGUUGGUUUGGUAUCGGAAGUAGAAUCAUCAUAACAACAAGAAAUAAGCAGUUGCUAGUUACACAUGGGGUGAAUGAAGUCUAUCAGGCUGAAAAAUUAAAUGAUGAUAAUGCGGUUGAGCUCUUCAGUCGAUAUGCCUUUAAAAAAGCCCAUCCUAUAGAUGAUUAUGUGGAGCUCUCUCAAUGUAUAGUGGUUUAUGCUCAGGGCCUUCCAUUAGCUCUUCGAGUUUUAGGUUCAUUUUUAUUUGAUAAGAGCAAACGGCAAUGGGAAAGUCAGUUGGAUAAACUAAAAAAAAUUCCUAAGAAGGAAAUUCAAGAUGUGCUUCGAGUAAGUUUUGAUGGGUUGGAAGAUAACGAGAGAGAUAUAUUUUUGGACAUCGCAUGUUUCUUUCAAGGGCAUGAUAAAGAUUAUGUAAUGGAAAUAUUCAGAUCUUGUGGUUUCUUCCCUGAUAUUGGAAUAAGAGUUCUCAUUGAGAAGUCUCUUAUAUCUGUUGUUGAGAAUAAAUUGAUGAUGCACAAUUUGUUACAAAAAAUGGGUCGGGAAAUUGUUCGUGAAGCAUCUCCUAAGGAACCUGGAAAACGCAGCAGGUUGUGGAUUCAUGAUGAUGUAAAUCAUGUAUUGACAAAAAAAACGGGAACCGAAGAAGUUGAAGGAAUAUCCCUUGACUUGUCCAGUUUGAAAGAGAUAAAUUUCACUAAUGAAGCUUUUGCACCGAUGAAUAGGCUCAGAUUGCUCAAAGUCUAUACAUUGAAUUUUCUCAUGGACUCCAAAAGAGAGAAGUGUAAAGUGCACUUUUCCCGAGGCUUUAAAUUUCACUGCGAAGAACUGAGGCACCUAUAUUGGUAUGAAUACCCUUUGAAAUCACUGCCCAAUGAUUUUAACCUCAAGAAUCUUGUUGACCUCAGCAUGCCUUAUAGCCAAAUAAAACAACUUUGGAAAGGGACCAAGGUUCUUGAAAACUUGAAGUUCAUGAAUCUCAAGCACUCCAAAUUCUUAACGGAAACCCCGGAUUUCUCAAGGGUUACCAACCUUGAACGGUUAGUUUUAAAAGGUUGUAUAUCUUUGUAUAAGGUUCACCCAUCACUUGGAGAUUUGAACAAACUCAAUUUCUUGAGUUUGAAAAAUUGCAAAAUGCUGAAGAGUCUUCCAAGUUGCAUUUGUGAUUUGAAAUGCCUUGAAGUAUUUAUUCUUUCUGGUUGCUCAAAAUUUGAAGAGUUACCUGAGAAUUUUGGGAACUUAGAAAUGUUGAAGGAAUUUUGUGCGGAUGGAACUGCUAUUAGGGUACUUCCCUCCUCUUUUUCUUUAUUGAGAAACCUUGAAAUAUUAUCCUUUGAGAGAUGUAAAGGACCACCACCAUCUACCUCAUGGUGGUUGCCAAGAAGAAGUUCAAAUUUCAGUAAUUUCGUAUUGUCUCCUUUGUCAAGUUUAAGCUCCUUAAAAACUCUAAGCCUAAGUGCCUGCAAUAUAUCAGAUGGAGCAACUCUUGAUAGUCUUGGCUUCUUAUCUUCACUGGAAGAUUUAGAUUUAAGUGAGAACAACUUUGUUACUCUGCCUUCAAAUAUCAGCCGACUUCCUCACUUGAAAAUGCUUGGGUUGGAAAAUUGUAAAAGAUUGCAAGCACUGCCAGAGCUUCCAACAAGCAUACGUAGUAUAAUGGCUCGUAAUUGCACAUCAUUGGAAACAAUCUCAAAUCAAUCAUUUAGCUCCCUACUAAUGACUGUCAGAUUGAAGGAACAUAUCUAUUGCCCAAUAAAUCGGGAUGGACUUUUAGUUCCUGCACUUAGUGCAGUUGUUUUUGGGAGUAGAAUACCAGACUGGAUAAGGUACCAGAGCUCAGGGAGUGAAGUAAAAGCAGAGCUACCUCCAAACUGGUUUGAUUCCAACUUCCUGGGUCUUGCUUUGUGUGUUGUCACUGUUCCCAGGCUGGUGUCACUUGCUGAUUUUUUUGGUCUUUUUUGGAGAUCAUGUACCUUGUUCUAUUCCACAUCCAGUCACGCUUCUUCCUCCUUUGAUGUUUACACUUAUCCAAAUCAUCUUAAGGGAAAGGUGGAGUCAGAUCACUUGUGGCUGGUUUAUGUACCGCUUCCCCACUUCAUCAAUUGGCAGCAAGUCACUCACAUCAAGGCUUCAUUCAGAAUAACCACCUUCAUGCGCCUUAAUGUAAUUAAGGAAUGUGGGAUUGGUCUAGUGUAUGUUAAUGAAGAGUUGAAUUACUCUCCCUUCUCUCCUCCUCCUAAUGAGUCAUCUGUUGUCCUUCAAGAAAUCCAUGGGGAGGGAUCUAGUGGAAGUGGGAGCUCUAAUAUUGAUGGCUCAGAAUCAGAGAACUCCGAUUACUAUUCUGCUGAUGAGGGGGAACCCUCUGCACCCCUGCUGUAAGGAUCACUCUCAAUCAGAGAUGUGGCCAGAGAAACACUUGCAAUGCAGCCAUUAUCAGAGCAUCCCUUGAUGAGGAGGAACUAGCCAGACAAAUGCCUGAUUUGCACCCAAAUCUUUCCAUAACAACUCUUGGUGAGUUGUGUGCUUCCUUUGUUUCUUUUCCUGAAACUGACUUUGAGUUGCUUAGCAAAAUACCUUACUUUCUAGUAUUCUGGAAACAUCAUAACUGUUGGAGUUUUUGGGUUGUGUAUUAGUGGUGUUGCUGACUAGUUUUUGGAGUUUGAUACAUGUUGGGUUGUUGUUACUGGUUUUUGCUUCAAGUUUGCCUUGAUACAUGUUGAGUUGUUUAGCAAACUCUCUUGACAGAUUUUGGUUUUCUUUCGCACAAGGUAUUGUGAUACAUCUCUGUUCAUAUUCCCAUUUUCAUUCUUAUUCUCAUGUACUAAACAUAUACCCUUAAGGGCAUAUGUUCUCUUCCAAUGUUAGAACGAAACAGAUCAUGAUCAUUGUUUUUGGGAUAUGUUCUUUUAUCUGAAUAUGAUAGAGCUAUUACAGUUAAUGGUUACUUCGUAAGAAUUGUAAA